AUGACUAAAGAGGAGAUUAGGUCGGCUUUUCUAACCUUAGCCCAAGCCAUGAUGGCUCAAGUGAAUAGAGAUGUGGGGCCUAGAGUGAAUGCUAUUGAGAGUACUAUGGCUUCUAGGUUGAGAGACUUUGUGAGGAUGAAUCCUCCAAUUUUCCUAGGUUCUAAGGUGGGAGUGGAUCCGCAAGAUUUUUUGGAUGAGGUGUAUAAGAUAGUCAAUGCUAUGGGGGUAUCUUCUAGGGAGAAAACGGAGUUGGCUUCCUAUCAAUUGAAAGAUGUGGCCCAAGUGUGGUUCAAGAAGAAAGCUCCAAACCAAGAUUCUUCUAGUGCUCCUAAGGUUAAUGAGGAAAAAGGUGGUGGACCUCCAUUUUCUAAACCUCUUUGUACCACUUCUGGGAAGAGACAUCAUGGGAAGUGCCUUGCCGAUACUAGUGGGUGCUAUGGUUAUGGAAAGCAUGAUCACCAAGUGAGAAAUUGUCCUACUUUACGGCUAGAGGAAGAUUCUUAUGUUGGCGCGGAUCCUAAUGCUCCAAAGAAGAACCGUGUCUAUGCACUUCAAGCCAAAGAGGGCAAAUGA
This is a messenger RNA of Solanum stenotomum, 573 nucleotides long. RefSeq lists its product as uncharacterized. Bases 1 to 573 code for a protein of 190 amino acids. The record is from RefSeq and is a predicted model, not a curated record. The transcript has 2 exons. Lineage: Eukaryota; Viridiplantae; Streptophyta; Magnoliopsida; Solanales; Solanaceae.